This is a messenger RNA of Larimichthys crocea (large yellow croaker), 1521 nucleotides long. RefSeq names its product homeobox protein aristaless-like 4. Gene Ontology annotation, molecular function: RNA polymerase II transcription regulatory region sequence-specific DNA binding; DNA-binding transcription activator activity, RNA polymerase II-specific. The transcript has 4 exons. Gene Ontology annotation, biological process: regulation of transcription by RNA polymerase II. The record is from RefSeq and is a predicted model, not a curated record. NCBI's taxonomy places the organism in Eukaryota, Metazoa, Chordata, Actinopteri, Sciaenidae. Bases 394 to 1497 code for a protein of 367 amino acids.
GUGUGGGCCUAUACUUCAGAUGUGUGUGGAGCCUGAAGGUCGGAGUGCUUAGCGUGUGUAUGUGUGUGUAUAUAUGCCUGUGUGUGUGUGUGUGUGUGCGUCAGAUGCACUGUAGGCUACUGAGGCGGCAUCAGCUUGAGCAAGGCAUUUUCUCUUUUACCCCGACAAACCUUCAGGGGGCUUUUAGCAUUUGUUCAGUCUGCAGUCUCUGGAAAACAUCUGAUUCAUUUUUUAACCAGUCCCAGAUGCGGCAGUGUGAGAGUGUGUGUGCAUGAGCGCGUCACUGUGAGUUUGUCAGUGCAUGAGAAUUUGGGGAGAAUAUCUGCUGUCUAGAGAAGGGGAGGGAAAGAAGAAACCGUGUGGAUUUUUUUUUUUUAAUAUAACUUUUUAGGUAUGAACGCAGCGUGCGUCUCAUACUGCGAUAUGACAUCGAUGGAUUCAUAUUAUAGCACGUCUACUGCGCAAGGUAGGGAUCACCAGGCGAACCCGUUCAGGACUUUCCCGAACACUGAAGCCAAAUACAGCCCCACGUUCAUUCCCGGUAAAGGGCAGCCUUACGGAGAGAAGUCCCGGAGUCCUUUCCAGCCGGAGUGCCAGUCAUUGGAUGGCGCUGAGGAGGGCACCUUCAACAAAUACCAACUCUUCAUGCAGCGACCGACCUGCAAAACUCCACCCGAAGGCAACAAGCUGCACCCGGACAGCGGACUCAACGGGACUCUCAUCCCCUGUUAUGGAAAAGACAACAGUGGCCUGACGGAGUCUGAGUUGCCCCAGAGUGUUGACCCUGCUGGGAUGGAAGGCAGCUACCUGAACCUAAAGGUACCUGGUGAGAAGGGGCCGAGCGAGCGGCCGGGCUCAGACCUUUCCAGCCCUCUGGACAAAAGUGAGGCUGAGAGCAACAAAGGCAAGAAGAGACGCAAUCGCACCACAUUCACCAGCUACCAGCUGGAGGAGCUGGAGAAGGUUUUCCAGAAGACGCACUACCCAGAUGUUUAUGCACGCGAGCAACUGGCACUGAGAACAGACCUGACGGAGGCUCGUGUACAGGUGUGGUUCCAGAAUCGUAGAGCCAAGUGGAGGAAGAGGGAGCGUUUUGGCCAGAUGCAACAGGUCCGGACACACUUCUCUACUGCUUAUGAGCUGCCUCUACUGACCCGACCUGAGAACUAUGCACAGAUCCAGAACCCUACGUGGAUCGGGAGCAGCAGUGGAGCAUCUCCAGUGCCUGGCUGCGUUGUGCCUUGUGACCCCGUCCCCUCCUGCAUGCCGCCUCACCCUCACGGUCCUGGUGGUGUUACUGACUUCCUGGGCGUACCCAGUCCAGGAAGCAGCCACAUGGGACAGACACAUAUGGGCAGCCUUUUUGGAGGUCCCGGGAUGGGCGGUGGAAUCAAUGGCUAUGAUCUCAAUGUUGAUCCAGACCGCAAGUCCUCCAGCAUAGCUGCGCUGCGUAUGAAGGCCAAGGAACACAGUGCAGCCAUCUCUUGGGCUACAUGAUGUCCCAGCCCAGUUGCAUCCUGC